Molecule: messenger RNA, 2129 nt
Organism: Tricharina praecox
Lineage: Eukaryota; Fungi; Ascomycota; Pezizomycetes; Pezizales; Pyronemataceae
Product: N-terminal C2 in EEIG1 and EHBP1 proteins-domain-containing protein
Exons: 4
Coding region: 384-1703 (439 amino acids)
Source: RefSeq, a predicted model, not a curated record
GAUCCUCCACCCCCCCUCCCAACUGAACCCAAACAAUAAUCCAUCACCCUCCCACUCCACCUCUCCAACUCCCUCCUCCCACCUCCCACCUCCCUCCCACCCACUCCCACCACUCGCCCACCCCCCACACCCCUCCCCCGUCGCUUCCGGAAGAACGCUGCAGAGUACAUCAUCGUACAGAGAAACGCAUCCGUACAUCCUAAUUACUUAUCUCCAUUAAGCACUUGACUUAAGCCUUUAACUUAUGCCAUGACCCAAACUGCUGUCGUGCUGCCACUUCGUCUCCGUCUUUCACUUCUCCCUCUUCGUCCCUGCGAACCCACUACCACCGCCGCCGCAAGAACACCAGAAACAAGUCGAGCUCCGUUGCUUCCUUCGCAGCUAUGAACACUUUUGGUAUGCGGCCAUCCUGCUCCUCUUCCUCCUCCUCCUCCUCCUCCGAAACGAGACAGAGUUCGGUUGUGCUCCGUCCGCCGCCGUCUCCCGCGCCGGACUACCCAGCUUUCCUGUUCUCCCCGCCCAUCUUGCCCUCCUCCCCGAAGCGGAGCUUAUCUUCGUCCUCCUCCUCGUCCUCCAUUGCCUCCUCCACUUCUUCUCUCUCGUUCAACUCGGAGAGCUUGCGACGCCACUUGCUGAUCAGAGAACUGGGGUUUGACAAUCUGAUAGUUCCCAAAAGCCGCCGAGCAAAAUUCGAUUUGAAAUUACAGAUCCAUGAUCUGAACAACGUCCCAUUGGUCUCCGGUCACGCGUAUAUCAAAUGGCACGUCGAAGGUUCGACGCGCGCCGACUGCCGCUCACGCACCAGCCACGAACCCAUCAAGGAGCACAAGGUGGUAUGGGGGUACGAGCACUCAAUCCAAGGCCUGCGCUUCAAUAUCGGCAAGGGUAGCAUGCUGCAGGAGAGCCACAUCGUCCUCGAGGUGCACCAGGAGUACUCGGGCGGGAGAGAGCGCAUACUGCUGGGUGUGGUACGGCUGAACCUGGCCGAGUACGCGGGACUCGAGGGCAAGACGAGGAGGUACCUGAUGCAGGACAGCAAGAUCAACUCGACGGUCAAGAUCGGCAUCGAGAUGCAUCAGGUCGGGGGUGACCCGAACUUCUCGACGCCGCCGUUGAAGGGCGCCCAGGUGUUCUCGGGGAUUGCGGGGAUCAUCGGCGAGCAGAGGGAAAAUGACGACUCGCGGAAAAUGACAGUUCCCAACAUCAAGAAUCGCGAUGCCGGCGCAAAUCAGGACAUGUACCGGCGCAACCUGACGGCAAGCUGGCAGUUGAUCCCAGGCGAACUCAACGCCGACGAAUGCAUCGAAGACAUCUUUGCCGGCGGCGACGGCUGGACCGGCAACGGUGGCGGCGGAGGAAAACCCAAGUCCGUGCGAAUGUUCGAAGGCAGCGACAGCGACUCGAUAAGCCAGCUCAGCGUGGGAACCAAUACGCCGAUCACCACUGGGGGUCUGGGAGUGGAGAAGGCGACGCCUGCAGCGCCAUCGCUGUUGACGGUCGAGCCGAUUAGGGAUGGCAAGAAGAGAGGAGGGUACGCGGUUAGUGUGAUGACGGGGAGGAGCAAGUUGACGGUACACACCAGCGGGGGCACCAGCGGGGGUGGGGCCAAGUCGGUAAAGUCGGUAAAGUCGGUAAAGUCCAGCCCGCGGGAGGUGGAUGAGCUGAGGGACGAUCUGGUCAGUUGGAGGAUGCCGUCGAAGUGAGCUAUGGAGAGUAAUUCAUCCUUUCCUUUUUUCCUCUUUUCCUUUUCUCUCUCUCUCUCUUGUUCCUUUUCUUUUCUUUUCUUUUUCUUUUUCUUUUAUAGUGAGAUACCCGGCAAGCAUGCAUGCGCCGACACGCCCGUUCCGACUCACUUUUCUCUUUCUUUUGCUUCUUUUGUUUCUUUUUCUUUUUUCUUUUGGAGUUUUUUGGGGCAGUUGUUGCUUGUGCUUGUGCUUGUGGGGCUUUUCGAUUCCUGAUAUUUCAUUUAAGCCUCUUACCCUUUUCGUAGAUGGAUCUGAUCGUGGGAUAUGGCUGUGGAGUGGGGAUCAAAACGUGGUUGGAGAUGUGGUUGGAGAGUAGGAUGAUGUAUGUAGUCACUUGUACAAUACAGUUCUAGAGUAAUCUAAGUGGCAAUGUUGAGAAUGUGG